Molecule: messenger RNA, 1838 nt
Organism: Cicer arietinum (chickpea)
Lineage: Eukaryota; Viridiplantae; Streptophyta; Magnoliopsida; Fabales; Fabaceae
Biological process (GO): tRNA methylation; tRNA wobble uridine modification
Cellular component (GO): cytosol; cytoplasm
Molecular function (GO): protein binding; GTPase activity; GTP binding
Source: RefSeq, a predicted model, not a curated record
UAGACGAAACAAGAGGAACAGAUAGCAGAAACAAGAAGUAGAGAAAUGGCUAUGGCUAUUGCUUCUUUCCGCAUUGUAUUUCGUCACAUGUUACACGCCAACAACACCUAUAACUGCUUCUUCACUCUCCCACCCCGACCCACGUGUUUUCUUAUAAAUCGUCGCGCCACGUGGCGGCAGUGUCUUAUUUCUUCUCGUGCAAGUUCAACUAAUAACUACAGUUACAAAGUUGUUGUGAAGAAAGACGAGCGAGUUGAGAAUGAAAACACUGAUGUUGUAAACUCGACAACAAUUGCAGCCAUUGUAACAUCGUUAGGUGGUCCCCCUGCUGCCGUCGGAAUCGUUCGCCUUUCGGGUCCUAGCGCGGUGUCUAUUGCGUGUCGGGUAUUUCGACCCGCGAAGAACAUGUGGCAGCCUACUAGUCAUGUUGUUGAAUACGGCGUCGUAUUGGAUUCCGAUGGAAAUGUCAUCGAUGAGGUUUUGGCGGUUCCCAUGCUUGCACCGAGAUCGUAUACUCGUGAAGAUGUGGUUGAACUUCAAUGUCAUGGGAAUGAAGUGUGUUUGCGUCGUGUGCUUAGAACUUGUUUGGAAGCUGGAGCAACACUUGCUCAACCAGGAGAGUUUACUCUGCGUGCUUUUUUAAACGGUCGUUUGGAUCUUACCCAAGCUGAAAAUGUUGCAAGACUGAUCGCGGCCAAUUCCGUGGCUGCCGCCGAUGCAGCACUGGAAGGAAUUCAGGGUGGUUUCUCUUCUCUUGUUAGAUCAUUGAGAAAUAUGUGCAUUGAGUUGCUCACUGAGAUUGAAGCUCGUUUGGAUUUUGAUGAUGAGAUGCCACCUAUAGAUUUGAAUGUGAUUAUGGAUAAAAUCCACCAUAUGUCACAAGAUGUUGAGAAUGCAUUGGAAACGGCAAAUUACGACAAGCUUCUGCAAUCUGGAUUACAGAUAGCAAUUGUUGGCCGUCCUAAUGUCGGCAAGUCAAGCCUUCUGAAUGCAUGGAGCAAAAGUGAGAGAGCAAUAGUUACUGAAAUUGCUGGAACCACUCGAGAUGUGAUCGAAGCAAGUAUCAGCAUCAAUGGCAUCCCCAUAACCCUUCUUGAUACUGCAGGCAUCAGGGACACUGAUGACAUUGUGGAAAAAAUUGGUGUAGAGCGAUCUGAAGCUGUUGCUAGAGGGGCUGAUUUAAUUAUCAUGACUGUGAGUGCUGUUGAAGGGUGGACUUCUGAAGACACCAAACUUCUUGAAAAGAUUCAAUCUGCAAAGGAAUCAACUGGAUCUUCCACCCCAGUAAUCCUUGUGGUCAACAAGAUAGACUGCAAGCCUUAUGCUGAGACUGAAUGGGACAAAAGAUGUCACAGUCACAAAAUUUUCAGCAAACAAGUGUUUACAUGUGCUGUAACCGGUCAAGGAUUACAAGAUUUAGAGAGGGAAGUUUUAGAGCUUGUAGGCAUGGAUGGCAUUGCUGCUGGGGGUCGCAAAUGGACCAUCAAUCAGAGACAAUGUGAACAACUUGUUCGGACGAAGGAAGCACUUAUGAGAUUACAAUCAUCAAUAAUGGAAGAACUACCUCUGGAUUUUUGGACAAUUGAUUUGAGAGAUGCUGCAUUGUCCCUUGGACAAAUAAAUGGAGAAGAUAUAUCAGAGGAGGUUUUAACUAAUAUAUUUGCCAAGUUCUGUAUUGGUAAAUAAUAAACAGUUUGCUCUCUACAAUCAUAUAAACUCUAUCUGUAUCUGGCUCUGGGCCAGUACACCUGCCUCUCCAUGGAUUUAAUAUUUUAAAGCCGUGGGGAUCAGUUUUGUUGUAUAAUUAAUUAAUAAUUAUUUAUUGUGCUGUUCUCACA